AUGUCGGCGUCGAACGUUCCCGACGCUGCGACGGCGGCCGCCGGGGCCGCAGCACAGCUGGCAGCACUUCAAACGGCCGUGUCCGACCUCGUCAGCCCGGUAGUCGUCGCCACCUUUCUCGCCUGCGUCCUCUACGGCGUGCUGCCGUACAUGUCGGCGACCUACUUCCUGCGCUUCGGCUCGACCGACCGCCUCGCGUUCAAGCUCCUCGUCGGGUUCCUCACCUUAUCGGCGCUCGGCGACACGAUGAACGACUGCGCGUGGGCCUGGCGGUCCACGGUCACGGCGCUCCUCGACCCUUCGGUUCUCGCGCUGGUGCCAGCUGAAUUUGUUGCGUACGCCUGCUUCACGGGCCCGAACGUCCUCAUCUGCCAGGCGUUCUUCACGUGGCGUGUUUGGGUCGUGAGCGAGAUGAAUGGCCGCCGCAACUGGUGGUUGCCGCUCUUCCUCCUCCAGCUCGAGCUCGCUGCCGCUGGCUUGGCGCGCUUCCUCGCGUACUGGGGCAGUCAGGCGACGAGCAUGGUCGAGUUCUCCGAGAUCACGACCGUCAUGUACACCUGGCUCGGCGCGAGCCUGCUGUGCGACCUGCUCAUCACCGUCGCCAUCACGUAUUACCUCCUCCUCCUCCCUCGUCGGAUCGUCGGCGACUCGGUCGCCUCCAAGCUGUCGUCCCCCGUCGGCCGCAUCGUCCUCAAAACGUUCCAGACGAACGCUGCGUCGCUCGCCAUCCAGCUCCUCGUCCUCGUCGUCAUCGUCACAAAGGGCUCGACGCUCUGGUACGCCGUCCCAGGGUACCUUGAGAGCAAGAUCUAUGUCAUUUCGGUCCUCGCAACUCUCAACGCCCGCAAGUCGACCCUGUCCAGCGACGCGACCCCUCCUAUCGACAAGAGCUACCUCUCCAAGACGACGCAGCCGGGUUCUACGACCGCGCUCGCUCGCCGGGCCCGCCAAACCGGCUCAAUGCCCGUCCACGUCCUCAAAGAGGUCCACUGCGUCGACGAGGCCGAGUCUGACUUUCACGGCUCGAAGGACCUCGAGUUCGAGUCGGCGCCGCCGUUCGCUGUGCGGUUCGAGGGCGCGCAGGCGAGUGUCGAGGGCGACAUCGAGCUGGGCAAGCGAGGCUGA
This is a messenger RNA of Rhodotorula graminis WP1, 1125 nucleotides long. RefSeq lists its product as uncharacterized. The record is from RefSeq and is a predicted model, not a curated record. The transcript has 8 exons. Lineage: Eukaryota; Fungi; Basidiomycota; Microbotryomycetes; Sporidiobolales; Sporidiobolaceae. The coding region runs from base 1 to 1125 and encodes 374 amino acids.